AUGACACCAGUUUGUGGGACUGCUUCAAGCACUAAAUCGGUCAACUUCAACUCUGGAAUCUCACUCGACGCAAUCUCGACUCUUUAUGUGUUUGGAGACAGCUUGUCUGCCACCGGAGAUCAUCGAGGUGGAACUGCACCCCCAGCGGUUCCCAACCCAAACACAGCUCUCCAUGGUGGUAGAGCUUCCAAUGGACAAAUGUGGAACGAAGUUUUAUUGACCAAAUCAGGAGCUAAAGUCGCAAGUUUUGCAAUUGGAGGUGCAGUCAUUGACCGAACUCUGUAUAAAAGUGUCAAACCAACUGUCUCGGAUAUGCCAACACAAGUUCAGAAUUAUCUUGAUAAGAAAAUCAAGAUUGAUCCUGAAUCCUCCCUCACAGCAGUUUACUUUGGCACAAAUGACUAUGGAGCUGCUAUGAAAGAUAAAACUGCAGAACGUCCUCCUAUCUCAAGGGAUGCCUUUCUUGAACACAAUAAAAUCAUUUGGGAUGGAAUGUUGAAAUACCAAAAGUCUGAUAAUAUCAAAUUCGCUCGAGUAGAAAUGGGUGAUCUUUUUAAGAAGAUUGCAGAUGAUCCUAAAUCAUUUGGGUUUGUAGAUAACAAAAAUUGUUUAACAUCUAUGAAAACUACUGAAGGAGGAUGUUCAAAUCCAAGACUUCAUCCUUUUUGGUUCUCAGGUCAUCCAGCAGCUGAAACUCAAAAAAUGGUUGCACAGUAUGUCAACCUUGUUUUGAAGAAUUGUGGAAGUUCGAAUGUUUCAUCCGCCGAAAGAACAAAACGCAAGAGCUAA
This is a messenger RNA of Melampsora larici-populina 98AG31, 789 nucleotides long. RefSeq lists its product as uncharacterized. Gene Ontology annotation, molecular function: lipase activity. The record is from RefSeq and is a predicted model, not a curated record. The coding region runs from base 1 to 789 and encodes 262 amino acids. Lineage: Eukaryota; Fungi; Basidiomycota; Pucciniomycetes; Pucciniales; Melampsoraceae. The transcript has 7 exons. Gene Ontology annotation, biological process: lipid metabolic process.